This is a messenger RNA of Somion occarium, 1904 nucleotides long. Lineage: Eukaryota; Fungi; Basidiomycota; Agaricomycetes; Polyporales; Cerrenaceae. The record is from the annotation of a GenBank genome assembly.
GCUGAUUCCAAUCGACUUAUAGUAGCACUAACCUACAGUGUUCGGUCACUCACGCUUGAACCCUCGGCGCUACAGAGGUUGUCGCUGUGAGUCCUUGAUGUCGAGACGAACGAAUUGCAUGUGAGUAUAAUGUUAAGUUGCGUCAGUCACUCCGAGUCUCGAGAUCACGAUUACCACAAGGUUGUCCUCCGAAAGCGGCAGGUGAUUUCACAGCAUGCCAGCUUCACUAGACGACCCAGUCCCAUCCAUACUUAUAUUUGUAUCAGAUAAGAGCCUUCGUGCUUGUCCAGCGGAGAUACUUAAGCUCUCCAUCACAACAGACUUAUCAUGCCGUGGCUCCUUUCUGAAGACCUUAUCAGCUUCCUGUUGAACUUCGAUGAUGUCCUCCUUCACGGAAGAAAAGAAGGACGCUGAGGCGGACAGCGGACCCUCGGGACCUCCAAAGGCCGCAGAAGAUGUUUUUGGCGACGAGACAAACCAUGACAUCCGUUAUAAAACCUUGAGCUGGCAGUUCGUGAGCAUGCUUAUGAUUGCCGAGAUCGUCAGCAAUGGCAUGCUUUCUUUACCAAACGCUAUGGCUGCUGUUGGUAUUGUCCCUGCCCUUAUCCUCACGAUAUUCCUCGGCAUUUUUGGUCUCUUUACUGCAAAACUACUUAUCGAUUUUAAACUCAAUCACCCAGGCGUGCAUAGUAUGGGCGACGCCGGGUACACCCUCUUUGGUCCUAUCGGUAGAGAGUUACUCUCUGCAGGCACCAUUAUCUUUGCUAUAUGUGGCACUGGAUCUGAGCUACUAUCAGGACAACUAGCUUUAUCUUCUCUGUCAGACAACGGGUUGUGUGCCAUAUUGUUCCUGCUUAUCUUCUCCAUUGCCACCCUUCUUUUGGCUCUCCCACGGACUCUUGGGCGACUUAGUUGGCUCGGCGUGUUUAGUGUUGCCUCAAUCACAUUAUGUGGCAUCCUAGCGAUGGUUGGAGCGGGGACAAAUCCAGUUCCUGAUCGUGUAUUAAAUGCGACAGUACCAAACAAUUUUCCAAAUGCUUUCCUCGCUAUCACGAACCCGGUCUUCGCCUACGCCGGUCAUUUUAUGUUUUUCAUCUUGAUAUCUGAGAUGAGCCGCCCUGAAGACGCCAUGAAGGCUGCUUGGGUUCUUCAGGGGUUCUCCACGACGUUUUACGUAGUGUUCAGCAUUGUCAUUUACGUAUACAUUGGGAGCACAGUGGCUUCCCCCGCCCUCCUCUCGCUGCCACCAGUGUGGUCAAAAAUCACCUUCGGAAUCGGAUUAGUCAACUUCCUUGUUGCCGGCGGCAUAUAUUCACACACUGCCGCCAAAUUAGUAUUCGUUCGCCUCUUCCGACGCUCACAUCACGUCCACUCGCACACGUUCCUGGGAUGGUUUACGUGGAUAUUCCUUUGCUUCGCUGCAGUCGCCAUUGCAUUUAUAUUUGCCGCAGCCGUCCCCAUCUUCUCUGAUCUAAUUAGUAUUUCAGCAUCUUUAUUUGCGUCCUGGUACACCUACGGAUUGGCCGGCUUCUUCUGGCUUCACGACGCCUAUUACCUUGGCGGAGGUGAACGCGAACUAAAACGCAGAUGGUUCGGUACUACACUGGCUGUAUUGACUAUCGUUGCUGGCGCAUUUAUAUGUGUUGCUGGAACCUAUGUAUCAAUCAAGUUGAUCGUAGACGCGUAUAGAGAUGGUUUGGUCGGGAAACCAUUCACUUGUUAGAUAUUACGUAUAUUGUAUCAUCUUGCUAGCAUCCGAUCACAUGUAUUCUACCAUCACACGGCAAGCACGACCUAAUCUGCCACCUGGUCAAAUUGUGUGCAGAUGGUCAGGCGGAUUGCCAUUUCGCACGCCGAUCUGACCGCCCGGUAAAUACAAUAUAUAAUAUAGACUUUACCCUCAA